Messenger RNA from Mirounga angustirostris (Northern elephant seal), 7542 nucleotides. It is a transcript of the gene MYH10, whose product is annotated as myosin heavy chain 10. The record is from RefSeq and is a predicted model, not a curated record. Gene Ontology annotation, cellular component: myosin II complex; myosin filament; cytoplasm. Gene Ontology annotation, molecular function: ATP binding; actin filament binding; microfilament motor activity. The transcript is spliced from 42 exons. Bases 189 to 6149 code for a protein of 1986 amino acids. Gene Ontology annotation, biological process: mitotic cytokinesis; actomyosin structure organization; regulation of cell shape. Lineage: Eukaryota; Metazoa; Chordata; Mammalia; Carnivora; Phocidae.
GCGUGGAGCUGGCCCAAUGAGGGUGGGAGUGGGUGGGGCAGCCCCGAGCAGCAGUGCUAAAGGAGCCCGGCGGAGGCAGCGGUGGGCUUGGGGCUGAGGGGCCGGAUCUGUGGUCGCGGCUGGGGACGUGCGCCCGCGCCACCAUCUUCGGCUGAAGAGACAAUUGCUCGUGGAUCCUCCUGUUAGCAAUGGCCCAGAGAACUGGACUCGAAGACCCAGAGAGGUACCUCUUUGUGGACAGGGCGGUCAUCUACAACCCUGCCACCCAGGCCGAUUGGACGGCUAAAAAGCUAGUGUGGAUUCCAUCCGAGCGUCACGGUUUUGAGGCAGCAAGUAUAAAAGAGGAGAGGGGAGAUGAGGUUAUGGUGGAGUUGGCAGAGAACGGAAAGAAGGCGAUGGUCAACAAAGACGAUAUUCAGAAGAUGAACCCGCCCAAGUUUUCCAAGGUGGAGGAUAUGGCAGAAUUGACUUGCUUGAACGAAGCUUCUGUCUUACACAACCUGAAGGACCGCUACUAUUCAGGACUGAUCUAUACUUACUCUGGACUCUUCUGCGUAGUCAUAAAUCCUUACAAGAAUCUUCCAAUUUACUCUGAGAAUAUUAUUGAGAUGUACAGAGGGAAGAAGCGCCACGAGGUGCCACCGCACAUCUAUGCCAUCUCUGAAUCUGCUUACAGAUGCAUGCUUCAAGAUCGUGAGGACCAGUCAAUUCUUUGCACGGGUGAAUCGGGUGCUGGGAAGACAGAAAAUACUAAGAAAGUCAUUCAGUACCUUGCUCACGUUGCUUCUUCGCAUAAAGGACGGAAGGACCAUAAUAUUCCUCAGGAAUCGCCUAAACCAGUGAAACAUCAGGGGGAACUUGAACGGCAGCUUUUGCAAGCAAAUCCAAUUCUGGAAUCAUUUGGAAAUGCGAAGACUGUGAAAAAUGAUAAUUCAUCUCGCUUCGGCAAGUUUAUUCGGAUCAACUUUGAUGUAACUGGCUAUAUCGUUGGGGCCAACAUUGAAACGUACCUUCUGGAAAAAUCUCGUGCCGUUCGUCAAGCAAAAGACGAACGUACUUUUCAUAUCUUUUACCAGUUGUUAUCUGGAGCAGGAGAACACCUAAAAUCGGAUUUGCUCCUCGAAGGGUUUAAUAACUACAGAUUCCUCUCCAACGGCUACAUCCCCAUCCCAGGGCAGCAAGACAAAGAUAACUUCCAGGAGACCAUGGAGGCGAUGCACAUCAUGGGCUUCUCUCACGAGGAGAUUCUGUCAAUGCUUAAAGUAGUGUCUUCAGUGCUCCAGUUCGGAAAUAUUUCUUUCAAAAAGGAGCGAAAUACGGAUCAGGCGUCCAUGCCGGAAAAUACAGUUGCACAGAAACUCUGCCAUCUCCUGGGCAUGAACGUGAUGGAGUUUACUCGGGCCAUCCUCACCCCCCGGAUCAAGGUCGGCCGAGACUACGUGCAGAAAGCCCAGACCAAAGAGCAGGCAGAUUUUGCAGUAGAGGCGUUGGCAAAAGCUACGUACGAGCGGCUCUUUCGCUGGCUCGUUCACCGGAUCAACAAAGCUCUGGACAGGACCAAGCGUCAGGGAGCAUCUUUCAUCGGAAUCCUGGACAUUGCUGGAUUUGAAAUAUUUGAGUUGAACUCGUUCGAGCAGCUGUGCAUCAACUACACCAACGAGAAGCUGCAGCAGCUUUUCAACCACACCAUGUUCAUCCUGGAGCAGGAGGAGUACCAGCGCGAGGGCAUCGAGUGGAGCUUCAUCGACUUCGGCCUCGACCUGCAGCCCUGCAUCGACCUCAUCGAGAGACCCGCGAACCCCCCCGGCGUGCUGGCCCUUUUGGACGAAGAGUGCUGGUUCCCGAAGGCCACGGACAAAACCUUUGUGGAGAAACUAGUUCAGGAGCAAGGCUCUCACUCCAAGUUCCAGAAGCCCCGGCAGCUGAAAGACAAAGCUGACUUCUGCAUUAUACAUUACGCGGGCAAGGUGGACUACAAGGCCGACGAGUGGCUGAUGAAGAACAUGGACCCCCUGAACGACAACGUGGCCACCCUCCUGCACCAGUCCUCGGACAGAUUCGUGGCAGAGCUUUGGAAGGACGUGGACCGUAUCGUGGGUCUGGAUCAGGUGACGGGCAUGACGGAGACCGCCUUUGGCUCUGCGUAUAAAACCAAGAAGGGCAUGUUCCGGACCGUCGGGCAGCUCUACAAAGAGUCUCUCACCAAGCUGAUGGCGACCCUCCGGAACACCAACCCUAACUUCGUUCGCUGCAUCAUUCCCAAUCACGAGAAGCGGGCUGGAAAACUGGACCCGCACCUGGUGCUAGACCAGCUUCGCUGUAACGGCGUCCUGGAAGGAAUCCGGAUCUGUCGCCAGGGCUUCCCCAACCGGAUAGUUUUCCAGGAAUUCAGACAGAGAUACGAGAUCCUGACUCCGAAUGCUAUUCCUAAGGGUUUCAUGGACGGCAAGCAGGCUUGUGAACGAAUGAUCCGGGCUUUAGAAUUGGACCCGAACUUGUACAGAAUCGGACAGAGCAAGAUAUUUUUCAGAGCUGGCGUUUUGGCGCACUUAGAGGAAGAAAGGGAUCUAAAGAUUACCGACAUCAUUAUCUUCUUCCAGGCUGUCUGCAGAGGUUACCUGGCCAGGAAGGCCUUCGCCAAGAAGCAGCAGCAGCUGAGCGCGCUCAAGGUCCUGCAGCGGAACUGCGCCGCCUACCUGAAGCUCCGGCACUGGCAGUGGUGGCGGGUCUUCACGAAGGUGAAGCCGCUCCUGCAGGUGACCCGCCAGGAGGAGGAGCUGCAGGCCAAAGACGAGGAGCUGCUGAAGGUGAAGGAGAGGCAGACGAAGGUGGAGGGCGAGCUGGAGGAGAUGGAGAGGAAGCACCAGCAGCUUCUGGAAGAGAAGAACAUCCUCACGGAGCAGCUGCAAGCCGAGACGGAGCUCUUCGCCGAGGCGGAGGAGAUGAGGGCCAGGCUUGCCGCCAAGAAGCAAGAACUAGAGGAGAUUCUCCAUGACUUGGAAUCCAGGGUCGAAGAAGAAGAAGAAAGAAACCAAAUCCUCCAGAAUGAAAAGAAGAAAAUGCAAGCGCAUAUUCAGGACUUGGAAGAGCAACUGGACGAGGAGGAAGGCGCUCGCCAAAAACUCCAGCUGGAAAAGGUGACGGCAGAGGCUAAAAUCAAGAAGAUGGAAGAGGAGAUCCUGCUUCUCGAGGACCAGAACUCCAAAUUUAUCAAAGAAAAGAAGCUCAUGGAAGACCGCAUCGCGGAGUGCUCCUCUCAGCUGGCUGAGGAGGAAGAAAAGGCCAAAAACUUGGCCAAAAUCAGGAAUAAGCAGGAAGUGAUGAUCUCGGAUCUAGAAGAACGCCUAAAGAAGGAAGAGAAGACGCGUCAGGAGCUGGAAAAGGCCAAGAGAAAACUGGACGGGGAGACCACCGACCUGCAGGACCAGAUCGCUGAGCUCCAGGCGCAGAUCGACGAGCUCAAGGUCCAGCUGGUCAAGAAGGAGGAGGAGCUACAGGGCGCGCUGGCCAGGGGGGACGACGAGACGCUCCACAAGAACAACGCUCUCAAGGUGGUGCGGGAGCUGCAGGCCCAAAUCGCCGAGCUCCAGGAAGACUUCGAAUCUGAGAAGGCUUCACGGAACAAGGCAGAAAAGCAGAAGAGGGACCUGAGUGAGGAGCUGGAGGCUCUGAAGACAGAACUGGAGGACACUCUGGACACCACCGCGGCUCAGCAGGAACUCCGCACCAAGCGCGAACAGGAGGUGGCUGAGCUGAAGAAGGCUCUGGAAGAAGAGACGAGGAGCCACGAAGCUCAGAUCCAGGACGUGCGGCAGAGGCAUGCCACGGCCCUGGAGGAGCUGUUGGAGCAGCUCGAGCAGGCCAAGCGGUUCAAAGCGAAUCUUGAGAAGAACAAGCAGGGCCUGGAGACCGACAACAAGGAACUGGCGUGCGAGGUGAAGGUGCUGCAGCAGGUCAAGGCCGAGUCCGAGCACAAGAGGAAGAAACUCGACGCGCAGGUGCAGGAACUCCACGCCAAGGUGUCGGAAGGGGACAGACUCCGUGUGGAGCUGGCCGAGAAAGCAAACAAGCUCCAGAAUGAACUGGACAAUGUUUCAAGUCUUCUGGAAGAAGCAGAGAAGAAGGGUAUUAAAUUUGCUAAGGAUGCAGCUGGUCUUGAGUCUCAACUGCAGGACACACAGGAGCUUCUCCAGGAGGAGACGCGCCAGAAACUGAACCUGAGCAGCCGCAUCCGGCAGCUGGAGGAGGAGAAGAACAGUCUCCAGGAGCAGCAGGAGGAGGAGGAGGAGGCCAGGAAGAAUCUGGAGAAACAAGUGUUGGCCCUGCAGUCCCAGCUCACGGACACCAAGAAGAAAGUAGAUGACGACUUAGGAACAAUCGAGAGUUUGGAAGAAGCCAGAAAGAAGCUUCUGAAAGAUGCGGAGGCGUUGGGCCAGCGCCUGGAGGAGAAGGCCCUGGCCUACGACAAGCUGGAGAAGACCAAGAACCGCCUGCAGCAGGAGCUCGACGACCUGACGGUGGACCUGGACCACCAGCGCCAGAUCGCCUCCAACCUGGAGAAGAAGCAGAAGAAGUUCGACCAGCUGUUAGCGGAAGAGAAGAACAUCUCCGCUCGCUAUGCCGAAGAGCGAGACCGCGCAGAGGCGGAGGCCAGAGAGAAGGAGACCAAAGCCCUGUCCCUGGCCCGGGCCCUCGAGGAAGCUCUGGAGGCCAAGGAGGAGUAUGAGAGACAGAACAAGCAGCUUCGGACAGACAUGGAAGACCUCAUGAGCUCCAAGGAUGACGUGGGGAAGAACGUGCAUGAACUUGAAAAAUCGAAGCGCGCCCUGGAGCAGCAGGUGGAGGAGAUGAGGACCCAGCUCGAAGAGCUGGAGGAUGAACUUCAGGCCACGGAGGACGCCAAGCUUCGCCUAGAGGUCAACAUGCAGGCCAUGAAGGCCCAGUUCGAGAGGGACUUGCAGACCAGAGACGAGCAGAACGAAGAAAAGAAGCGGCUCCUGGUGAAACAGGUGCGGGAGUUGGAGGCGGAGCUGGAGGACGAGCGGAAGCAGCGGGCGCUGGCGGUCGCUUCCAAGAAGAAACUGGAAAUAGACCUGAAGGACCUUGAAGCCCAGAUCGAGGCGGCGAACAAGGCGAGGGAUGAAGUGAUCAAGCAGCUCCGCAAGCUUCAGGCUCAGAUGAAGGAUUACCAACGUGAAUUAGAAGAAGCUCGUGCAUCCCGGGAUGAAAUUUUUGCUCAAUCCAAAGAGAGUGAAAAGAAACUGAAGAGUUUAGAAGCAGAAAUCCUUCAAUUGCAGGAGGAACUGGCCUCGUCCGAGCGAUCGCGCCGUCAUGCUGAGCAGGAGAGAGACGAGCUGGCGGACGAGAUUGCUAAUAGCGCCUCUGGCAAGUCUGCGCUGCUGGACGAGAAGCGGCGUCUGGAGGCGCGGAUCGCGCAGCUGGAGGAGGAGCUGGAGGAGGAGCAGAGCAACAUGGAACUGCUCAACGACCGCUUCCGCAAGACCACGCUGCAGGUGGACACGCUGAACGCCGAGCUGGCGGCCGAGCGCAGUGCCGCCCAGAAGAGCGACAACGCGCGCCAGCAGCUGGAGCGGCAGAACAAGGAGCUGAAGGCCAAGCUGCAGGAGCUGGAGGGCGCCGUCAAGUCCAAGUUCAAGGCCACCAUCUCGGCCCUGGAAGCCAAGAUCGGGCAGCUGGAGGAGCAGCUUGAGCAGGAAGCCAAGGAACGAGCAGCCGCCAACAAACUCGUCCGUCGCACCGAGAAGAAGCUGAAAGAGAUCUUCAUGCAGGUUGAAGAUGAACGUCGACACGCAGAUCAGUAUAAAGAACAGAUGGAGAAGGCCAACGCCAGGAUGAAACAGCUCAAGCGGCAGCUGGAGGAGGCGGAGGAGGAGGCCACGCGUGCCAACGCAUCUCGGCGUAAGCUCCAGCGGGAACUGGACGAUGCCACGGAGGCCAACGAGGGCCUGAGCCGCGAGGUCAGCACGCUGAAGAACCGGCUGAGGCGAGGCGGCCCCAUCAGCUUCUCGUCCAGCCGGUCUGGCCGCCGCCAACUGCACAUUGAGGGGGCCUCCUUGGAGCUGUCUGACGACGACACGGAGAGCAAGACCAGCGACGUCAACGAGACGCAGCCGCCCCCAGCCGAGUAGAGCCCCGGGAAGCCCGUGGAGGCGAUACAGUGGGACACGCAGGACACCUCCCCACCCCCCUCCACCCCCCAGCCCCACGUCUGGGAAGUCGGCCCGCGCUGGGAUUCCUUACUGAGAGAUCAACCGUGUCUUAAGGCUUUCCGGCCGCCCAUACUGUAUCCCGCUUCUCAGUCAAGUACAACCGCUUCCCCUUUUUCUAUAUAUACACACACGAGACCCACGCCUACUACACAGAGUCUCCUCAUUGCAUCUCCUUUGCGUAUAUUCACCGAGAGACCAUUUUCUGAUUCACGGUAAGAAGAGAACCAUUUCUCAGACCCGUGGCCAGUGGCUGGGUUACUGCGGUGGCCGCUCCGUCGCUCUGCAUGCUCUCUCUGCAGACAGGUCACCCCGUUCUGCGUUCGUGUGGCCCCCGCCGCCUCAGCCACACCGAGUCUCUUCGAACAUUGUGGAACCUCGACUGCACUUGUAUCUCCCCGUAUUUCCUCCGAGAACGAUCAACACUCUUUCAGUGAGCAAACUGUGAACGGGGCUGUGGCAAGAUGAGGAGGGGUGGGCGGCACCGGAGGGAAGCCGUGUCCCUUUGGGGUCGCCCUGCCCCUCUCCCUUGAGCUGGUGGUGUCCUCGGCCAGGGCCGGCCUGUGCACAGAAGGGACGGCGGCCCCGUGAGGCCACCGCCGUCCCGCGGGCCCCGCGCCCUCUGGCUUGGCUGACCCUCGGGGGGGUCCACAGGGAGCCCUCCGUCUCCAGCCAGGCUCGCACGCUGACCUUGCAAAUUCAGCCACCGCUUUGAGCCCAAAAUGGCAAUCUCGGUUUUGUGUCCCAGACUUAUUCCAAGGUGGUCCGGGAGGCUGACGGAGCCCCCGGAACCGACGUCAUCUGCCUGAAUGUUGACAUGCCAGUGGACGUGAGUCCUUGUUCCUUUCUCCUUCCUUGCCCUUGGACAGUGUUACAGUGAACACCUAGCAUUCUGUUUUCGGUUGAUAGUUAAGCAAACUGACUUUACAGAAAGUGCCUUAGACACUGCAGUACUAAGAACGUUACAUCUAUGAUCUGCCUCUGUAACAAUGUAAUGUAUGAGUUCUGACUGUGCUUAUCAUGUACCUCUCUAGUCGAAGUGGUAUUAUAAACAUUCAGUGACAACGAAUCAGUGUUAAUUAUAAAUCCUUGAUCCUUGGCAACGUGCUUGAAAACACAAACCUUUUGGGUUAAAAGCUUUAACAUCUGUUAGGAAGAAUCUGUCAUGUGGGUUUGGAAUCUUUGGGUUUUCCCCCUUGAUGAACUGCACUGGCUGUUGACCACCAGACACCUGACUGCAAAUACCUUUUUUCUUGUAUUCCCAUAUUUCUAGACAAUGAUUUUUGUAAGACAAUAAAUUUAUUCAUUAUAGAUA